Carya illinoinensis is the source of this 1696-nucleotide messenger RNA. Its product is annotated as DNA-3-methyladenine glycosylase 1-like. The coding region runs from base 243 to 1373 and encodes 376 amino acids. Lineage: Eukaryota; Viridiplantae; Streptophyta; Magnoliopsida; Fagales; Juglandaceae. Gene Ontology annotation, biological process: base-excision repair; DNA alkylation repair; base-excision repair, AP site formation. The transcript has 2 exons. The record is from RefSeq and is a predicted model, not a curated record. Gene Ontology annotation, cellular component: nucleus; protein-DNA complex. Gene Ontology annotation, molecular function: DNA-7-methylguanine glycosylase activity; alkylated DNA binding; DNA-3-methyladenine glycosylase activity.
ACUAAACUGCACAAGAAGAAGAGAUGAGGAGGCCGCACUGCGCAAGAGUUAUAAAAAGAAAGUGAGACGACUCCACUUGUCCUUAUCAGCUUCUAAACUCCUUUUCAGUUUACACAACUUCCUCCGCUCCAGUUAUAGACCCCCCACGAUGCCUUCCAUUCCGCCUUUUUGUUGACCCACACCGCCGGCGACAUUGUAACCCUACUCAAGCCGCCGCCGACGACUGAAUCUGUCUCUUACAUAUGGGCGAGCAAACACAAACCCAAAUCCAAACCCAAACCCAAGAUCAGGCCCAAGCCCUCAUACAGCCGCCACGCCAUGACUCGUCCGCCGCCAGCGAUAUUCCCAGAGCCACGCCAUCGGCGACGGAACUGAGCAAUGCUCCUCCACAGACCUCCUCUCCCCCGUCCAAAAUUCCAUUUCGGCCUCGGAAGAUCCGGAAGCUCUCGCCCGAAAACGAGUCCGACUCGAAAUCUUCCCAAAUCGUAGUCGCCGCUGCCGAAACCCCCAAGCCCUUGGCCACUAAAUCCGCGAAAUCGAAGUCCGGCCAGCAGCAGCGCUCCACAGCCCUAACCUUGCCAAGAAUCGUCGCUAGAUCGCUCUCGUGCGAGGGCGAGGUUGAAAUCGCACUCCGACACCUAAGAAGCGCAGAUCCGGUCCUCGGCCCCUUGAUCGACCUUCACCAACCCCCCACCUUCGAUACUUUUCAAGCCCCAUUCCUUGCCCUGACCCGCAGCAUUCUCUACCAGCAACUCGCUUACAAGGCCGGCACCUCUAUCUACACACGCUUCAUCGCGCUCUGCGGCGGAGAGGCUGGGGUUCUUCCUGAGACCGUGCUUGCCCUAACCCCUCAGCAGCUCCGCCAAAUUGGGGUUUCGGGCCGUAAAGCUAGUUACCUCCACGACCUCGCGAGGAAGUACCAGAAUGGGAUUCUAUCCGACGCCGCGAUUGUAAAUAUGGACGACAAAUCGCUCUUCACGAUGCUCACGAUGGUCAAUGGGAUUGGGUCCUGGUCUGUGCACAUGUUCAUGAUUUUCUCGCUGCAUAGACCGGAUGUGCUCCCGAUUAACGACCUCAAUGUUCGCAAGGGUGUUCAGCUUCUUUACAAUCUCGAGGAUUUGCCUCGGCCGUCGCAGAUGGACCAGUUGUGCGAUAAGUGGAGACCUUACAGGUCGGUAGCGUCAUGGUAUAUGUGGAGGCUUGCUGAAGCCAAGGGGGCUCCUUCGACUGCCGCAGCAGUGGCGGCCGGUGCAAGUUUGCAGCAGCAACAGCAGGAGCAGUCGCAGCAUCAGCACCAGCACACUCAGCAACCACAGCUUCUGGAUCCAAUUAAUAGCAUUCUCAACCUUGGGGCCUGUGCUUGGGGACAAUGAUUUACAUUGGAAAUGAGAAGUUGGUCUGCUGUUCAUAUCUGUCCAUCAAUAAGGGCAGUGUACUUCAAAGCAAUUCAAGAAUGGUACUCUGAAAGGGAUAUUUUAGUGAUGAGAGCUGAGACACUCAAAACUUUGGAGAUCAGUGUGUCAUUGUAUUCAGUAAAUGUGCUUGGCAUUAAAUAAAAGACCAUCUAUGCUAGAGUUCUGUUAUCUUAUUAAAUGACCCUAAUUUCAACAGAUCUCUUGUAGAACGUAAUAGAAUGCCGAAACCUUUGAAGGCAGUUUGGCACUAGAUCUUGAUGAAUAUGGUUGGGAUUUCUAAA